CAAUCACGCCUGCUUGUUGUGUCCUGCCCUCGCAUCUGCAACUCUCCCCGGCUACAAAGAAACACGCCGCUGCCUGCCACGGCGGGAAAGCCGUGCGACAGUCCACCGGGGGGCCUCUCAUGCAUGGAGCGCCUCCAUUGCAGCACAUGAUUGCAAGUCGAUAGUAGCGUCCUUGCCGGACCGCCUACGAUAUUCAAGAUGGUCGUAUGUCAAUACUGGAAGCGAGGCCAGUGCCGCUUUGGAAAUCAGUGCUUCAACGAUCACUUUGAGAAUGGGUCAAAUGCCUCUCCUGUAGCGGGCGGCGACGGUGGAAGCGGCACACGCCCUCCCGCUAUUUUUGGGCAACCUGCCUUUGGGGGAAGCAAUACACCCGGGGGAAGAGGUCGUGCAAGCGCAUUCGGCAACAUGUCUGCAAGUUUCAAUGGGAGUAACAACAAUGGUUCAGCGGCUUCAAUGUCUGCUAACUUUGCCAAUGCAGCACCUGGCGGGCUGGCCAUUCCCUCCACCCGACCGGGUCAAAUCGCUUUGACAGCCGAUGGAAUCCGAGAGGAAGCACUUCCAGCUAAUCGCCCAGUAUGGAGGCUAUCGAUGUUUGGCCCAGCAAAGUACGAGCCCAACCUGGUAGCCGGCAUGGAUGUCAGCCAGGAGGAGAUGCGCCUCAAGGCUUAUGAAGCCAACAAGCUCGGUCCCCAAGCGCAGAGUGCGUAUGCAUCCGAAGAGGCCAGUCUGGCAGCUCAGAUAGACCAAACUCUGCAGCAGAUCGCAACGAAUCCUCAGACAGCCCUGCAACAAGCUGAGAAGAAUCGGCCACAGGACACGCCAACUGCAUCUGCGUUCGGCGCCCGUGCCGCGGGGGCUGUGGCUCCUGCAUCAGCAUUCGCCGGCACUUCGAGCGGGACGUCUGCAUUCGGGCAACCAUCUGCAUUCAGCACUUCAGCCGCCAAGACGACAGGGAGCGCCUUUGGACAGACGUCAGCAUUCGGUAAGCCAACGGCGUUCGGCAGCUCGAGCGCAUUCGGCGCCCAGCAGCCCUCCACAUCAGCAUUCGGCCAACCUUCUGCAUUUGGCCAGACCUCUGCAUUUGGAGAGUCAGCUGGCGCGCAACCAGAGUCAGCUUUUGGCCAGCCAUCUGGGCUCAGCUCAUCUGCGGUUCAGCCGGCUUCAGCGUUUGGAAGCACCGGCGCCUUUGGAGCCCAAGCACCCAAGCCAUCCUUCGGCAGCACCAGUACCUUUGGUGCAUCGAGUGCAUUUGGCUCGCAGCAGUCUGCAUCGCAGUCGGCUUUUGGCAGCACGCAAGUAUUUGGAACGCAAGCGCAGGACCCUGGCACAACAACCGCGUUCGGACAACCUGCAACAGGUCUUUCGGGAUCUGCAUUUGGGCAGACAUCAGCUUUCGGAGCUCCACAGCAAAACAGCUCAAGUGCCUUUGGGCAACAGAGCGCCUUUGCGGCUGCAGCGGGACCUGGAGCCGCCCACGCUCAGCAGCCCAUAUCAGCAUUUGGCCCAUCGGCCUUUGGAACUGGUUCUUCAGGAAGCGCGUUUGGAUUACAAUCUGCACAAAGCAGUGCAUUUGGUCUAUCAACCCAGCCGAGUGCUUUUGGCGCUUUCGGCACUCGAACUGACGCAGUGGGCACUUCGAGCGCUUUUGGUUCCGCGUUCGGCGCAGGAGUGAACACAGCUACAGUUAUCGAGGGUGCAGACCUUUUCUCGCAUUUCGCGCCGAAAGAGGAGGACUUGCCCGCGGAGGCGCUGACAGCAUUCAAGGCAGAUGCUUUCGCCUGGGGCGAGAUUCCGGUGGCUGAACCACCGAUCAGUGUGCGGUGAUACACCCAUCUUUUGCUUCAAAAUCGUUCCUGAAUGCGCUUUGCACACAAUUGUAAAGGUACAUACAUGCUUAACUUUGUAUUGGUACAAGGCGAUGAUUAAACCACGCCUUCGAG
Molecule: messenger RNA, 1940 nt
Organism: Tilletiaria anomala UBC 951
Lineage: Eukaryota; Fungi; Basidiomycota; Exobasidiomycetes; Georgefischeriales; Tilletiariaceae
Exons: 2
Coding region: 199-1824 (541 amino acids)
Molecular function (GO): metal ion binding
Source: RefSeq, a predicted model, not a curated record